Xyrauchen texanus (razorback sucker) is the source of this 3958-nucleotide messenger RNA. Its product is annotated as josephin-2-like. Bases 223 to 777 code for a protein of 184 amino acids. Gene Ontology annotation, molecular function: cysteine-type deubiquitinase activity. The record is from RefSeq and is a predicted model, not a curated record. Lineage: Eukaryota; Metazoa; Chordata; Actinopteri; Cypriniformes; Catostomidae. The transcript is spliced from 5 exons. Gene Ontology annotation, biological process: protein deubiquitination.
CAAACAACAACAAGACAACUUCCGCCCGAUCUUUACGGACAAGAUACCGAUAGCAUUCUCAUUUAAUUGGUUUAGUAAUUAAUAGGUUAUUACAUAUCUGCGAUUAAUGGAUCAAUAAACAUUAGUUUGACGGUACGUCUCAGUACCAUUUAUUUCCUUAUUGUGGAUAACUGGUAACUGGAAGUCACUGCACUGCGGAUACUGUCUUCCAUAAGGUUGAGGAUGAGCGACGGUGAGGUGUUUCAUGAGAAACAGAGACUGGAGCUGUGCGCCAUCCAUGCCUUGAACAACGUUCUUCAGGAGAGAGUUUUCACCAAGGAGACGGCAGAUGACAUCUGCAAGAGGCUUGCCCCACAAUGUGUGAUGAAUCCACACCGCUCAGUGUUAGGCACUGGAAACUAUGAUGUGAACGUGAUUAUGUCUGCUUUGCAGAGUCGGGGACUUGCUGCUGUAUGGUGGGACAAGCGCAGGUCAGUACAGAAUAUGUGCCUGGACAAAAUUCAAGGCUUCAUUUUGAAUGUACCAUCAAGGGUGUCACUGGGAAUUGUGUCUCUCCCACUGAGACGCAGACACUGGCUGGCGGUACGAGAAGUCAAUGGACAGUACUAUAACCUAGACUCCAAGUUAAAGGGGCCUGCCUGUAUUGGAGGAGAAACAGAACUCAGGUCAUUUCUCAUUGAACAGCUUUCUCAGGAUGUUGCUGAGAUGCUUCUUGUUGUCCAAAAGGAUGUAGAAGAUGAUGGGACAUGGCUGAAACCAGAUAACCCCAAGAAGUGAUUUCUCAAUACUAGACAUUCUCUCUCUCAUUGUUGAGCCAAGUAAUUGUGAAAUCUUUAUAUAUGAGCUGUGGAGAGCAGCACCACAGGAAGAUUGCGGAUAGUGUGCUUACGUUCAUUCACAGAUACUCAAACACAAAGGGAAGUCUGAGAGAAUGCCCAUAGUGUUUAAUUAAAGGGACAUCUUGCCUAAUAUGGAGCUAAUUAUUUGAACUCACACUGACUGUGUUGUUGUGGGAAGACACUACUAUAGCUGUGCCAACUGCUUCAUUCUCUCUCUACUUCUUCUCUGUCUAUUUAGCUCUUUCUCCACUCAGGAACUAUGAUUUCUCACUUUAUCUUUAUCUAUGCACUCACUGCUGAAGUAGAUCAAAGAUUUGUGUCUUUGUUACAACUAUGCACAGAAAUGGUACUCUAAAGUUACCCAAAGUGGCAUUUAUCAUUCAUUGCCUUUUAGACGUCAGUGUACAUCUUACUAUGCAUAUACAAAAGAGAUAAGAGACUUUAUCUCUCUAAUGCCUAUGUAUUCUACUCUUUCAGGCUCUUUCUCAAACUGCCUUGUUCACAUCAACUCAGUGAAAACUGCCAAAUCGUGGGGAAAAAAUUACAUUUGAUUUGUGUUAUUUAUCAGAAUUUUUGCUACUCCUUUAAAUGUUUUUGCUUGAGUAGUGUUUGUGGUAUUAUAGUAAAUAGAAGAGCUAUUUGAAACUAGUUGUUUGCCUGGUCUUACUUUUGUGUAAUUUCAUCUACACUGUUUUUUUCAUCUGAGCAGUUGCUUUCAUCUAACAGAGCUUAACAGUCUGAUUCUGAAGGUAAAAAUCCUGUUCAGUUUCUCCAUAGGUGAAUAGAUUUUUAACAAUAACUUAUAAACCUUUAAAGACAUACCUAGCAUGAGCUCUGAGGUUGUUGUUAUAUGCUUCUGUUGAAGACAUCAAUCAAUGUUAUUUCAACUUUAUUGUUUCAAAAUCAUGUUUAACAGUGGAAUUGUGCUCCAAACAGGCACUGUAGGUCCACCCACUCCCAUGACGCACUGUAAAUGACCCAAUCGAGUCGGUCUCACUACACGCUUAAAAUACAUACACUGGCAGCCAAAGGUUUGGAAUAAUGUACAGAUUUUGCUCUUAUGGAAAGAAAUUGGUACUUUUAUUCACCAAAGUGGCAUUCAACUGAUCACAAUCUAUAGUCAGGACAUUAAUAAUGUGAAAAAUUACUAUUACAAUUUGACAAAAUAAAUGUUCAGAACUUCUUAAACUACUUCAAAGAGUUCUCAUCAAAAAAUCCUCCACGUGCAGCAAUGACAGCUUUGCAGAUCCUUGGUAUUCUAACUGUCAGUUUGUCCAGAUUCUCAGGUGACAUUUCUCCCCACACUUCCUGUUGCACUUGUCAUAGAUGUGGUCAUGUCGGGCACUUCUCACACAUCUUAGUCUAGCUGAUCCCACAAAACCUCAAUGGGGUUAAGAUCCAUAACACUCAUUUCUUUUUGUUUUCUGUUUUAAAAGUGGCUUUUUCUUUGCAAUUCUUCCCUUAAGGCCUGCACCCCUGAGUCUUCUCUUUAUUGUUGUACAUGAAACUGGUGUUGAGCAGGAAGAAUUCAUUGAAGCUGUCAACUGAGGACAUGUGAGGCAUCUAUUUCUCAAACUAGAGACUCUGAUGUACAUAUCCUCUAGUUUAGUUUUACAUCUGGCCUUCCACAUCUCUUUCUGUCUGAAAUCUUCAUAAAAGAUUUUUGGCAAUUUCAAACAUUGCAUAGACUUCAUUCCUCAAAACAAUAAUUGACUGAUGAGUUUGUAGUGAAAGCUGUUUCUUUUUUGUCCAUUUUUGAUCUAAUAUUUACCUUGACAUGCCACAGUCUAUUGCAUACUGUGGCAACAAAAAAAUAUAUAAUGGCAAGUGACUGUACUUUAUGAUCAGCUGAAUGCCACUUUGGUGAAUUAAAGUACCUAUUUCCUUCCAAAACAGCAAAAUCUGUUAAUUAUUCCAAACUUUGGGCUGCCAGUCUAUAUAUUUCCAAAUAUCUAAAUAUUUUGAAUUAAAGUUAAAAUAUAUUGUUUAUGUACUUUAACCCAACAACUUAAAAUCAAUAGUUUUAUAUGUUUGCGUUGUUUUUAUUUAAUUACAUCAUUUGCAGUGCUUCAUUGGAUUGUAGUGCAUGCCUUUAUUGAAGUAUACAGUUUUAUACUUUUGGUUUGUUGACCAUUUUUCAAAUAUUUUUUGCUUCAAAUCAAAGUUUGUAAUGUUGUGUUUUACUUCAGAGCUGGUUGGUUUGGUUCAUGGCUCAGAACUCUUUUAUUAAGGAUUUUAUGAAAUCCCUAGGGAAGAAAUGUAUGGCAAAAAUACUUCCAGAACCCAGGCUGCUGAAAAAGUGGGUGUGUUUUGUUGCGCUGUAAUACUAAUGUUUGUUGAUUAAUGUUUUUUUUGUUUGUUUUUUUUACAGGAUUUUAAUAUAAGCUUGCACUUGAUGAUUAAGUCCACCAAGCUGUUAAAUUAAAUAUCAUCUAGCAAUCCAGAUAAGUAAGAAUAUAAUUAGUGAUAGGCCGUUAAAUUGGCCAAUCUGGUUUUUAACUGUGCCUGACUUGCCAUUUACAGAAGUGGUCAUUACAUUUCAAAAAAUCUGCUGAGAUUUUGUUGUUUUCAAAUAUACACAAAAUUACAUUCAGUAACUUUUGACUUUGUGUCAUCUUGAACUUAUGUUGAAACCUAGCGGCUUGGAUAAUUUAAAAUCAACAGUUAAGUUUCAGAUGCCAUCGUAGAAAUGUAGUAUUCACAGUCAGCCAUGAUUACUUUAAUCAAUGAGUGAAAGUGUGAAAUAACAGGACGUUUACUGAAAUUAAGUGAGUAGUAUCGGCUGAUCAUAUGAUCCUAACAUGGCAGCCCCCAUGUGUGGACACUCUCCAUGUAGAAUAAAACAGCUUUUAUAGAUUACUGAUAUGACUGGAGUCUUCCUUUUAAUGUGAGUGGUCAUGAUUUCCUACAUAUAUUGAAAAAUUACAAAUUAUGUCUUUAGGAGUAACAUUUUUAAUGAGGAAAAAAUUAUGGAGUGCACCUUUAAACAGUCUUUCUAGUAGGGACGGGUGGAUUGAUCCUAAAGUAUUGAUACUUCCAAUACUGAUGUUGUAUCAGAAAUAUUGAUACUCAUACAAAAAUAUAAAUUCUAAUUGUUUAUUUUUUUAAAGGAGAGGUAC